Messenger RNA from Schizophyllum commune H4-8, 3308 nucleotides. RefSeq lists its product as uncharacterized. The record is from RefSeq and is a predicted model, not a curated record. Lineage: Eukaryota; Fungi; Basidiomycota; Agaricomycetes; Agaricales; Schizophyllaceae. Bases 273 to 2909 code for a protein of 878 amino acids. The transcript is spliced from 5 exons.
UCCUGCUAACCGCAUUGUCAUGGGUGCAUCGUCUCUACGUUGGUAUUUAGCCCCUUCCCUCGAAGAGAAAGACGUACCACAUACGCUUGUGGGUAGUAAAAGGAACAUACAACAGCGCCGAAUCUCAGGACUAGCGUCAGAUAGCUGACGUCAGGGCACUUUGACUGGGCGACAUUGCCUGAUUUGUCUCCGUCGCUCACCCGCAGCGCUCGGUGUUCAGUCGCUCCUCAACGUCGCCGGCGGGCUCGAGGGACGAUUUCCUUCCUCUCCUCAUGGCGUCUCCCUCGACCUCCUCCCAACCCGUGCUAUCUGAACGGAGUGACGUCCACAAAUCUUGCAAGACUCUCGAGACGCUGCUCAACCUCCUCAAUGAUUACUGCGAAGCGGCGGGCGCCGUAGUGAUGCUGCAGAAGAAGCUGGCGAAGGCUCUGAAGGAGACCGCAGGUCAGAAAGCGACGGGGGAACUUGCUAGCAACGCGUUGAACUGCAGCGCUGCAUUGUUCGAAGCGCUCGCUGAUAUCGACACGAAAUACGCGAAGAUCGCGGACAAGGAGUAUGACGGGAUCAGCGCGGAGGUUAAGAAGUGGUUCAAGCGACUGGCCAAGGAAGAGAAGGCCCACGACGAGCGGAUAGUCGCGGCAAAUGCAAGGAUCAAGCAGGCUGGUCAGGCCUACGAGAAGUCAGUGAAGAAGAACGCGCAAUAUGCAGGAGAGGAGCAUGCGCGCUACAUGCAGCUGAUCACCGCGCUGGGCCCAGAAGUCUCGCAGGAGAAAUACGAUCACGCUUUGCUCGUUACACAGAAGCAUACCACGACCACGUACAGCGUAGCAGCAUGCAUCGCUCGAGUAGCCGACGCGGAAUGGAUGAAAUCAUGCGAGAGCGUACGGAGGUUCUCUCCACAAAUCGGCAAGCUGUCUGAAUGGCGUGCCUACUGCGAAGGCGGUUGGACGGGUCCUAUACCUAGCGAUCUGCCUGACAUCGACGAAGACAAGGCACAGCCUGUCACGCAGAUGAACAACCUCCCGCCUCAGAGAGUGCAGGAAGGGCCCCUCACUCCUCAGCAGCAGCCAUCACCAAAUUUACCACCUACAGAACGCGAGGCUUCCCAAAUCACCGCAUCGCAAUCACCCCAGCGGUCCUCGCGACCUCCAGCAGCCGCGCCUUCGUCGUACGAUCGACCGCGUUCCUCAGCAGCUCCACCCUCAGCUUACGAGCCUCCGCGACCUCUCUAUGACCCAAACACCGGCUCUGUGCGCUCGCUAUCCGCAUUCCCAUCACCGCCAACACAUCUUCCUCCCUUACGGCAACAGCAGCCUUCGACCUCGCAGUCAAGCAACGGUUCUCAUGUAUCGUUCCCGCGAGCGCGGUUUACAGAGUCUCCCCUGCCAUCGCCGUCUACUGAAGAGCCUCCUGUCAGGCAGGUGUCUGCGGAAGACGCGCUGAGGCAGGCCAGUGCCGGUCAAGCUCCACCGUCCCCGCGGGUUGCGCCCGAACAGUUUCGCGAAUCAGACGCGGCUACCAGAACGCAGGCGGCCCCCCGCGCAAACCGUGAUCCUGCGCCGCAAGCGCAGGACCGAGGCCAAGGAUCCUUGCCUACUCCCACCGCCAGCACCCAUCAGGGGAGUGACGCAGAGCGUCAACGUCGCCACGACAGUGUUGACGAGAAUGGCGUACUCCGCGCCAAGUCGCCCAGUUCAUCUGGUGGCAAACCAAUGCCCGCGCUCGAACGCCAGGACACGUCGGGAAGCACCAGUAGCGUAGUUGCUGCCAUGCGCCAUAGGUACUCUCUGAAGGCUGGAAGCACAUCCCCACCACCGAAGGAGCCCAUCAAGAUACAAACGAAGGUCGCGGAUCUGGCCUCGCGCUAUAAAGGCUCUGAUGAGCCAGCGACGCCCCGCUCCCCUCGAGCUGCAUCUCCAACAUCGUCGAGGCCGCUACCUUCGCAGCCCUUCGACAUCGCUAUCCAAGCGCGCGCCGCCGAGGCUGCAUUCCGAACACCCACUUCGGAGAAGCCAAGUCCGCAAUUUGGAGCCGAAGCCCUGCGAUCGCCACCGCGGUCGGUGCCGACGACCAUCGAGGACGCGCGCAAGGACUACGUUCAGCCGUCGACUACCCCACGCCCGUCUUCAGAGCCGCCGGCGCAGCAGCUGGAACCGGACAUACGGGAGAAGGAGCAGCGGCUGGCGCAGCGGGAGCGCGAGAUUGAAGCGAAGGCGCGUGCGCUGGAGCGCGAGCGCGAGGAGCUUGCCAACUCGCAGCGGGAACGGCCCACUCAGCAACGUGAGGGGUAUGACGAGCGAGAAGGGUGGGCGGGGGUAGCACCUCGGCCGCGGCGGGCGUCGACGGCGAGCCCGUAUGCGGCUUCGCAAGGCAGCUAUCCCUCGCCGCCGAGCCCGUAUGCCCAACCUUCGCGACCCAUGUCGUCGUACAGCACGACGCAAUUGGCGCCGCCGAGCGGCCGCGACGACUACCGACCACGCAGCAGCGAAGACCAUCAGGGCGGUCGCCCGUACUCGCAGCCGCCGAAUGAGUACGCUCGCGGCUACCCGCACUCCCCGACCGACUCCCCGCGCACGCCGACCGACUACCCUCGCCCCUUGUCCAGCACGGGCGACUACGGGCAGCAGCCCUUCCCUAGCAUCCCCGCUGCCCACCGUGCGCCCAUCGGGAACACCAUCCGGCCGGACAAGCCCAAGGGUUGGAUCCGGCGGUUGAGCAUGCCCGUCGUUGGACGCAGCUCGAGCAGCCAGAGCCUCACGAAGCUGCUCGAUGGCGGGAAGCCGACGGGCGGGCAGGGGUUCGGAAAGCGCGGGGAGCUGGGCGCGGUGGCGGAGGAUGGGGUGCUCGGAGAGCGGAGGAGCUAUGACGUCCCGGGGAAUAGGAGCUACACCAAUCUGGCGAGGAGGUAAGAAUGGAUUCAGGACGCAGCGCGGGCGGCCAUCUCGGGGGGAGCUACCACGCAUGGGCGCCCUCUCCUUGGCGAUGACAUCGUCCAGCGGAUGAUAACGACACGAACGGAUGACGAUUUCACGACCUCGACGCUUUGCGAACUUGUAUACCCUCGAUCUUUCUUGGAUGCCCUGCUAAACAAGGGCUGUACUCUUCUAUGUUGUGUGCGUCUGCUGUUCUACUAUCGUAUGCGUAUCUAAACGGCGUUGAUACCUGGUUUUAGACCACUUCUUUGAUUGUCUUUGUACGAGCUUCCUGCGCUGCUAUGGACACCUUUGGACACCGAUGGUGUAUGGAUCCGGGUCUUGCGCCUCAAGCUUGCAUGAGACCUCGCGUCUAACUCCUCUGCAAUGGCGAAG